Messenger RNA from Ophidiomyces ophidiicola, 960 nucleotides. It is a transcript of the gene SFC1, whose product is annotated as Mitochondrial succinate-fumarate transporter. Bases 1 to 960 code for a protein of 319 amino acids. The transcript has 5 exons. Gene Ontology annotation, biological process: succinate transport; transmembrane transport; fumarate transport. NCBI's taxonomy places the organism in Eukaryota, Fungi, Ascomycota, Eurotiomycetes, Onygenales, Onygenaceae. The record is from RefSeq and is a predicted model, not a curated record.
AUGGCUUCAAAAGACCGGAAUGGCAAGCCUGCAUCUGCAGCAGUGAAUCUGAUCGCUGGUGGUGGUGCCGGAAUGAUGGAAGCCCUCGUGUGCCAUCCGUUAGAUACUGUAAAGGUCCGAAUGCAGCUUUCAAGGAAAGCGCGGGCCCCUGGCGUCAAGCCUCGUGGUUUUAUCGCUACCGGACAAGAGAUUGUGCGGAGAGAGACAGUUCUGGGAUUAUACAAAGGUCUCGGUGCAGUGUUGAGCGGCAUUAUCCCGAAGAUGGCCAUUCGAUUCACCUCGUAUGGCUGGUACAAGGAAAUGCUUGCGGAUAAGGAAACGGGAAAGCUGAGCAGUUCUCGUAACAUGCUGGCUGGUCUUGCUGCUGGUGUUACGGAGGCAGUCGCAGUCGUCACCCCCAUGGAAGUAAUCAAGAUCCGAUUACAAGCUCAAAGCCACAGUUUGGCUGAUCCCCUCGACACGCCUAAGUAUCGCAGUGCCCCUCACGCUUUGCUGGUAGUCUUAAAGGAAGAAGGAUUCGGCGCCCUUUACCGUGGAGUAUCGCUCACUGCGCUCCGCCAGGGUACCAACCAAGCCGCCAACUUUACCGCAUAUACUGAAUUGAAAAAGUUACUGCAAGAAUGGCAGCCGGAGUAUAAGGAGCUUCCCUCCUAUCAGACGAUGUUUAUCGGUCUCAUUUCUGGCGCCAUGGGCCCCUUCUCCAAUGCACCGAUCGAUACGAUCAAGACGCGAUUGCAAAAGACACCAAGCGAACCCGGACAGUCCGCAAUGUCGCGCAUUGUUUCGAUCUCCCGCGAUAUGUUCAAGCAAGAAGGUGCCAGGGCAUUUUACAAGGGUAUCACGCCCCGUGUCAUGAGAGUUGCACCCGGCCAGGCUGUCACAUUCACGGUGUACGAGUUCUUAAGAGAGAAGCUAGAAAAAUCCACCCUUCCCAUUGUUGGUGGGAAGUAUGAAGAGUGA